AUGGGCGGGCUUACCGGUAGAAUUCCCUCUGUCGGCACUCCGAUAAGAGUCUUUGGCAUCCACGAGGUUUUCGCAGAUUACACGGACACCUGCUGCAUGGACACCAGCUUGCCUCUGGAGUGUGCAAGCCUUCUUCGGUUGAAGGUAGAAGACGACUUCUACCAGGUUCAGGAGGAGGUCAACGCAGGUGGCUCCGCGCAGGUGUUCAAGGCUGUGGAGCUGGCAACCAAGGCCGUGCGGGCCGUGAAGCGGAUUGCCAAGAAGAGUAGUGGAGAGAUUGCGCGCGUCAUCCAGGAGGUGGCUGUCAUGAAGACCCUGGACCACCCCAACAUUGUCAAGCUUUUCGAAACAUUCGAGGACGACGAUUACUUGUAUUUGGUUCUUGAGUACUGUGCCGGUGGCGACGUGCUCGACAACUUGCUCUUGAAUGGCAUCAUGGACGAGCUCGCGUCUGCGUUGGUGAUGCGUGGGAUGCUCUCGGCGCUGAACUACCUCAAUGCCAAUGGCUAUGUCCACCGCGACCUCAAGCCGGAGAACAUCAUGUACAAGGCCGAGAGGGCCGAGCGCAUGGUCUCACAGCUCCGUCUCGUCGACUUCGGCUACUCCUGCCGGGCCCCCGAUGAGGGAAAGGCGCUCAACACGAAAGUGGGAAGCCCGUAUUAUGUGGCUCCGGAAGUCCUCUCCGGCAGCUAUGGCCGAGAGUGCGACAUGUGGAGCCUGGGGGCUCUCUGCUUCAUGCUCAUGGCUGGCAUUCCACCCUUCUUCGGAGAGACCGAUGCCGAGACCCUUCGCCUGGUGAAAGCUGGCAGGUUCGUCUUCAACUCCGGCCAGUGGCACGGAAUUAACAAAGGCUGCAAGCACUUCAUUCGACGAUGUCUCGAGGUCGACUUCACCAAGAGGCUCACGGUUACCGAGGCUUUGGACCACCCAUGGUUGAAACACAAGUUCCGUGGGAAAGUCAUACACCUCCGGGACGAGACUGUGGAGCGCCUUGUAUCGUUCUCACAGUACCACGACCUUAGGAGGGCGGCGAUGUUAGCGGUGGCUUUUCACAUGGACGCGGAGGACCUUCACCAGCUCCGGGAGCUCUUUCGCGGGCUGGACCUCAAUGGGGAUGGACUCCUCACAACCCAGGAGUUCAGCACCGGUGUCAGAUCCUUGGGUGUGGACUCCGAGCUGCUGCAGGAGAUGAUCCGCACAUUGGAUGCGGACCAUUCCGGUGUCAUCGACUACACUGAGUUCCUGGCGGCGACGCUGGAGAAGCCCAUGUACAUCGACAACCAUGCUGUCAUGCUUCGUGCCUUCCGGAGCUUUGACCAAGACGACAGCGGAGGCCUCACGGCACAGGAGGUCGCAGAGACGAUCGACCUGGAAGAGAGCAUCGAGGAGGUGGAGCGCAUCUUCGAGGAGGUCGAUGUGAAUCGCGAUGGUGUGAUGGACUAUGGUGAGUUCUACACCAUGCUGAAGACGGAAAGGACCCGGGCCGCCGCUGGCUCCUUCUCGCAUGAGGCCCAAGGCACCGUCCUCGAAGCGCAGGACUCUGCCGUGGGCAAGGCCGUUAGCUUUGGUGCCAACGGCGAGGACAGGUCCGACGAUGGCAGCGCUCCCUGGGACGAAAACGAGGAGUCAGAGGAGGAGGAGGAUGAGGACAGAGCGGAAGGCUCUGAUCAGGAGGAGGGCAGUGAUGGCAGUGAGGCCCCUGAAAGCCAGGACGGAGGUGGCGAAUCUGACGGUGAGACACCUUUGGGCCAGGCGCUGCCGGCGAACUCCGAGGAGGACCUCCCGUUAAGGAGCCCAAGUCGGACUGAGCCGGUGACAGCCGGUGACAGCGGGUGGCACGGUGGUCGUGAAGAGAUGCGCUUCGACAUGGGAGGCCCUCCAUUGUACAUAGAGGAAACCGCCGCUCUGUGCUACACAAAGCGGCGACGACUGAUCGGACUGGUGUCGGCGAUUCAAGCCAUCAAAACCGCAAGCCCGCAGGAUGCAGCAUGCGGUGGCCGUGUUUGCCGUGCCCGGGGCCUCGGUCAGUUUGCAGUUGCCGCACCUGCGGGAUUCUUCAUGCCUCAAAACGCGAAGUACGAAGCACUGGUGGGAAGCUCCCUUGACAGCUGUCGGGAGUCACAUGGAGUACUAGUCCAACCGGUGGAGGCGGUGGUCCCAUGGGUCGACCCGAUCGAUCCCGUCAACAAGUCAAGCAUCUUCGUCUAUCUGGACCCAGUGAUGUUGGCGCACAACCAAGGGAAGGAUGCCCUGGUCUGCGCAGGGCAAUCUUGUCUCUGCCGCAUGACCGUCGAGACUGUAGGCUGGAGCCUGGAGUUGCUGCGCAAGCCCCUGGCAGGGCUGGGCGCAGCUGCGGAGAUGAGGCUAUUGAAGAUGCAAAGUUCUUGUCCAGCUGGGCUCCUGGACUGGCUUGCCGGCUCCUUUGUGCUGUUCGCCUCCCUGCUGGGAGUUCUGCUGCUCCACGCCGCCCGCAUCAUCCUCUGGGUGUUGCAGUUGGGUCAGGAGCUACGUGGAGGCGGUCAGACCGAGGAGGCUAUUAUCAUUCCCCAUGUGACGAAGGACAUGAAGGAUGGUGCGAUGCAAGUGCUGAGAUUGACUACGCUCAUGAUGUCGCUCCAGUGGACCAUCCUUGAGCGAAUCAAGAAGGAUGCCGGCAUGAAAGUUAUGUGCUUCGUGGCGCUGUGGCCCCUGGCCUUCGGUCUCUUCGGCAUCUUGAGGAGCUUGCAUUCCAUGUGCCAACGGCAGCUGGUGCAUGCAGCUCUCAUGCACGGCUGCUGCCUCACCGGAGCUGCCAGAAUUGACUCUUACGAUGCGGUGACGGGCUUGGGCAUGGUUGUCUUGGCGCUGUGUGUCGCGCUUGGGCUUGCCAGCUAUGAGCUUUACGUGGUGUGUGGCUUGGUGGUGGCUUUGUUCCUCGGACCGACUCUGAGCAUCGUGAGCGAGCUUCAGAAGGCCCGCGAAGCGGACACUGCGGUCGCCAAGAUGGAGGGCGUGUACCAGAUGCCAAAACUCCUCCGCCUGUUCCAGCUGCCGCGCAGCACCUCCGGCCAGCGAUCUGUCAAGGACAUGGAUGCCGAUGGGGCAGACUGCGCAGAUUCGGCAGCUGCGGGUGCCGCGAGCCCCGUGCCGUUGGCGGAGGAGCACCUCCUGCGUGGCGACAUGCGGAUGAUUCCCUUCAGCGCGCUGGUCUUAAAUGGCCGGGCUUCUGGAAACGUGGCACAGAUUCUGCAGGGAGCGCAGGCAGCGGAGGCGGAUGCAUGCCAGGGUGAGGUGAAGUUUAGCCUCGUGCGCGAUCUGGGCUGGUGUGGCUCCACCAUCUUCAAGUUAACAGGCUCGCGCGCAGGUUUCAUGACUUGCCCCCUGUUGCUCCUGGUGAUCCUGGCCAUGCUGGGCUCAGCAUUCUUCCAGGCCGCCCGCCUACUGUGCGAUGCCCCGGAGCUGUCUUACCUUGGCCUGGCUUUUCCCGAGGAUGGGAUCCGCUUCCGGCCUUGGGUGCACCACUACGAAGUCCGCCUGGAUGGCAGCUUUAAGCACAGCUUUGUAGUGGCAGCCGCAGAAGACUCGAACACGACCUCUCUCGCUAUCGACGGCACUACUUUGGGCAGCAAUAGCUCUGCUUUCCGGAGUGUGGACUUGCUGGGCAAGCCGCUGCCGCAUGUGGCGAAGGUGCGAAAGCAAGGGCUUCAAGCCAAGCUUGUGGAGUACAGCGUGGCUUUCACCCCUCUCACGACAGUUCCGAGCCAGAUAACCAUCCAUGGCCCCAACUUCGAGCGACAUCUGCCGUGGGGUGAGAUCGCAGGCUCUGUCAUUGCCCUGCCUCUGUCCUUGCGGAAGGAGGAGCAUCUUUCCAUCGACGUCGUUCUCACUGACUUCGAGUAUGGCAUUCCACAGCAUUGCAGUUUUGGCGGUGGCUCAAGAUGGGUCUUUGCUGCUUUCUGCGCGGAUGUUGCCUGCAACGAGACGGACGAGACGUGCUGCAAUGCUCGAUGUCAAGCUGCCCCUCACUGCCUGGCCACCAUGACCGGUCACGGAGGCUGCUUCCAAGCGCAGAGCACUGAACAGGCCCUGCUUGCCAUACACUCUGGCGAAGUGAGUCCGGUGAGGGAGCGCCGAUGGAUGCAGCGGAGCAUGAGUGGGAGAGUCUGCCGGUUGUCUGGAGACAGCACUUGCCAGGAGGUCCGCUCCAACUCUGAACACAUCCUCGAGUUCCGCGGGCUGCGGCCUGAUUGGCUUGACAAUCGCGUGGAGUUGGCAAUGUCCCUGGCCUUGGCGGAGGGAGACCAGCAGCUGUACAGCAAUGCGGAAGCCCUUCCGCUCAAGCUCGGCGCGCCGGAGGUGUUGGAGGUCCUGGUCAACCUCACAGGUACCUCCUACAACGACAGCAUCCUCUACUUUGACGCCACGGCCAGCGUUAAUGAAAAGAGUGAGGUAGUGGUAACCUUGGGGGAAUACCCACCGCAUUCUCUUAGGAACCUCACCCUCUACAUGGCGGUGCUCCUGCCUGACCCUGGCUAUGAGACCGAUUGGCAUGGCAGCGGCGCCGAGAUGGCAGAGAACGGAGAGGUGGUCUUUGCGCGUUGUGAACAAAGUCUGCUCCUGAAGCAGCGAUACGGUGUGUGCAGUGGCACGAGUGGCCGGCAGAGUGGAUGGAGGGCUCGCGUGGUCAAAGUCCAACUACACCCUUGGGGUCCUACAGAUUUCACUGCUUCCUUUCAGAUUCAGGCCCGGGGGAGUGAGCCGUGGGCAUCUAAGGCGUCCAGCACGCAGCACAGCGUCACACUCCAGCUCGACGGAGUGGACAGUGUCGGUGCCUGGGCUGUGCUGGUGGAAACAACUGCAGGACCUACAGGCCGUGUGUGCCACUUCCUGGCUGGGCCUGACGACCUUAGCACAACGAAGAUGGGGAAUGACAUCCAAGUCCAAGACAAGUCAGCUAUUGAGUGGCUUGUGGCUGAUCCGAGGGAGCAGCCGAUGCUGCUGGCUGCUGCAAAUGGCGCGGCCUGCCAGCUGGUUCGCCAAAAAUGCAGCAAGGUGUCUUCAAGUGCAUUUGGCAGUAUGAACAUCACAGAUAUGACCUGCCGGAUCGUGACGUACACCAUAGCCGCACGCUACAUGCAAUUGAGCGCAAGUCCAGAGGUGAAGUCGGCCAGGCAUUCUGGUCGCCAUGAUCAAAUCGUGGAAGCGCUUGCUGAGCGAUUCGUUUGGUCUCAGGCUUCUGCAAUCUGGCACUUGGCCCUGUGUCUCGCAGAGGAGGGCGAAGUGGGCAUCUUGACCUGUCGAGAAUGCCCAGAAAAGAGGACCCAUGAUCUUGUAUGCUGCUCACUGCCCGGUGCACCUCCUCCGGACAUCUCUCCUCAAAGGGGUCCUGGUGUUGAGCUGUCUCAGUUAUUUUAUCGGAUGUCUUGGAAAGGCUGGCCAAUGAGCGUCCGGCAACUCCUGACAAUCCUGAGCCAUCGACCGACUGUGGCAGGAGAACAUUUUGUCAACAUUUCUUGUGGCGCAUUGCGAAAGGACUCUGAAUGGGAUAAGAACAAAGAAGAAGUGGAAGAAAUCCUCUUCUCCACAGUGGUGGAACAAAAAGAUCUGCGUGUCUUGAACUGGACACUGCGAUACUGCGUUCCUGCCAUGACGCCAAGCCGUGCCAAGGAUUUGUGGGUCCUCUCAGGUCAGGGCGUCCAAGUGCUGAAGCUGGUGUGGGACGACUUCCCCCAAUACCUCAACACAUUGAUGCAGUCAGCAAUCGAUGACCUUUGCGAACCAUGCCUGAACACAUGGCGUGCCUUCGUGUCCAGCCCCGGGGAGUGCCCUCUUCCAUCGGAAGGGAGGCACUUUGCCCUGGCCUUCAGCCAGAGCGAUGUGGGUCCCAUUGGACAGGAGAGCCAGGGCCGGCAAAUCCUCGCAGGAGGGAUGACAGCAGCCGGCGACUUCCUGUCAGAAGCCGUCGCCACACCUUGCUUUGCCAAGCUCAUUACCCAUAUGUCCCUGUCGCUUCCUCCAUGGGAGGUCCGGGAGCUCCCAACAACCUUGCUCAGCUCAGUUUCCAAUCUUUUAGAAGCGGUUGCUCCGUCCCUGACUGCACUCAAGAUCGACGGCCUCCAUCUUUCCUCGAAUGCUUCUGCAACUGACGAGCUCUUCGUGCGCUUUGGCUUGCUCGGCAAGCUACGACAGAUGAGGUUGGAGGCUCACGCGAAGCCCUACGAGUCAGUUCAGCUGCCGAAAUUGAACCUGGGACAGGUGGAGUUCCUAUCUCUCAGUGUAUCAAGACUGCUCUUUCGAGAGACCGGAUCAAUGACGCAGACAGGCCCAGGCCUAGAAGCCCUUUCCAAGUGGCUGCGCCAGCUCGCAGAGGAAGAGCGACCCUGCAGGCUUCAGGGUUUCCUCUUGGAGACAUUUGACCAUUCAGAGUCUACGUUUCCUGGCUUGGUUGAAGGUCUGCAGCGUUGUCAGAAUCUCAGCUCCAUUACCUUUUGCGGAGGCAUCGGUGAAUCUGCUUUGGGACAUUUCCAGAAGGCGGUGGCUUCGUGGCCACACCUGGAAGAGUUCAUGAUUGGUUGCGAGAACCUGGUUACAGAGAAUGUGGGGGACAUCUAUAAACGGUUGCCUGAUGACUCCUGCCCGUGCAAAUCAGGCAACGCGGGUUUUGGCCGGCGCAGUGAUUGGCCUCGGCCUUGA
Molecule: messenger RNA, 6672 nt
Organism: Symbiodinium natans
Lineage: Eukaryota; Dinophyceae; Suessiales; Symbiodiniaceae
Source: the annotation of a GenBank genome assembly